Messenger RNA from Suillus fuscotomentosus, 999 nucleotides. RefSeq lists its product as uncharacterized. The record is from RefSeq and is a predicted model, not a curated record. Lineage: Eukaryota; Fungi; Basidiomycota; Agaricomycetes; Boletales; Suillaceae. The coding region runs from base 1 to 999 and encodes 332 amino acids. The transcript is spliced from 7 exons.
AUGGGCCGAAAUGUUAUUCAUGUGGGCCGAGACCUAAGUUACAGAGUCAUGGGCCGAAACAUUAUUUAUGUGGGCCGAGACCUGGAUGCUACAGUAACGAAGGGUCAGAGAGAGCGCCUUGCAAAAGAACAUGGAAUAAAGGGUGAGCCAUCACUUUGUCGUGUCAAUUCAAUCAAUUAUGCCAAUUGCACACCUUGGGAAUGGAUGCACCUGUUUCUCAAAAAUAUUAUCCCACAGCUCGUUGACCUCUGGAUAGGGUGUUACAAGAUGUUGGAUACAUCUGUCAAGCUCAAAAUCACUGCACAGGAGAUCAAUGAUCUUGAACAAUGGUUUGCAGAGUGGGUCAGAGAGUUCGAGCGCUAUUACUAUCAAUUCAAGGAAGAUAGGUUAGCAGUCUGCACACUCCUGAUUCAUGGAUGCCUGCAUGUCGCAAAAGACCUGCACAUGUGUGGACCUGCUUGGGUCCACUGGACAUUCUAUGUUGAACAGUAUUGUCUGCACCUCAGGACUGGUCUCCGUUCGAGACGGCACCCAUGGAGUGGCCUUUCCCGCGUCGUUUUGUACACCGCAUACCUUAGCCAACUCAGUGUUAAGAUAAUUGGCGGUGGUGAUUCAAUCAGGACCAGAUAUGCUCUGAGGGGUAUGAGCAAUGCAAAGUAUCAUGACAACUCAUUUGUGCGAGUGAAAUCACAAUCUGUCGAUGUGAUCGGUUAUGGCCAGCUGGACAAGAUUUUAAUUUGUGAAAUUGGCGAACACAAAAUUUACAGGUUCCUAUGCAAUACAACGCUCAUCCUCACACUUAUAACACCAUGCAACACUGAUGGAACAGAUGCAUCAAUAUCCCUAGUUGGAUACAAAGAGUUUGUCACACCAGUAUUUACAGAUGUGCGAAACAUCAAGGCAGUUGUUGGCCGGGGGAAAUCACAUUUGAUCCCUCCAUCACCAUCAAAAAUGACCUCGCAGACUGCUUCCACAUCUUUGUCAACCCAGAACACCUGA